AUGCUCAACUACCAAUGCUUAGAAACAAAAUCUCUCUGUGGAACAUCUCAUAUUGAAUUGGAUGGAAUUCACAUUUAUAUUGACCCAGGAAGUGAUGAUAGUUUGGAGCACCCUCCUGUAUCUGAACAGCCGGAUUUGAUUUUGUUGUCUCAUUCAGAUUUAUCUCAUUUAGGAGGAUUAGUAUACGCAUAUCAUAAAUAUGACUGGAAAAAUGCUCAUAUAUAUGCAACUUUGCCUGUUAUAAAUAUGGGUCGAAUGACCAUGUUGGAUGCUAUCAAAAGUAAUCUCGUCGGCGAUAUUACAAAAGAACAAGUCAAUCAAGUUUUUGACAGUAUUAUUGCUUUGCGUUAUUCACAGCCAACUUCUUUGUUAGGAAAAUGUAAUGGCCUAACAAUCACUGCUUAUAACGCAGGGCAUUCUUUGGGUGGUACUUUAUGGAGCCUUUUAAAAGAGUCGGAGAGUAUUCUCUAUGCUGUUGAUUGGAAUCAUUCAAAGGAUAAGCAUCUAAACGGUGCUGCUUUAUACUCGAAUGGGCACAUUUUGGAAGCUUUAAAUCGUCCCAACACGUUGAUCACAGAUGCAAAUAAUGCUUUGGUUUCCACCCCUUCGCGCAAAAAGCGGGAUGAAGCAUUAAUCGAAUCUGUGAUGUCUUCCCUUUAUAAAGGCGGUACAGUUCUACUCCCCGUAGAUUCUUCUUCUCGAGUUUUGGAAUUAUGUUGCUUUUUGGAUAGCCAUUGGUCUUCAACACAGCCUCCUUUACCCUUUCCCAUCUUCUUUUUGUCUCCUACCUCUACUAAAACUAUAGAUUAUGCAAGGAGUAUGAUUGAAUGGAUGGGAGAUAACAUUGUUCGUGAUUUUGGUAUAGAUGAGAGCCUUCUGGAAUUUCGCAACAUACAUACAAUUACGGAUUAUUCUCAACUAUCCAGCAUUGCACCUGGUCCCAAAGUGAUCCUUUCUACUUCCUUAACAUUGGAAUGUGGAUUUUCUCAGCAAAUCUUACUUAAUUUUAUGUCUCAAAACUCGAACGAUUUAAUUUUGUUUACCCAAAAGUCAAGAUGCCAAUCUUCUCUAGCUAAACAAUUUAUACGCUAUUGGGAACAGGCAUGCAAAAAAUUAAUGGAUAUUCCUCCCCCAGUCGGAUUAUACGCAGAACAUAAUAUCAAGGUAAAACGCAUGGAAGCUUUAGCGGGCGAGGAGCUGAAGCAAUACCAAGAACAACAGCUACAGAAAAUAAGUCGGACCGCUGAAGAUAGUGCUUUGGAACUCCGAAAUAAAACAAUAUUGGAUGAAGAUUUGUCUUCCUCUUCUGAUGAAGAAGACGAUGAAAUGGGAUUGACUCCUGAAGCUCCUGGGGCUGCCCUUGGAUCAGCUUUAUUCUUAUCUGGGAAGUCUUUUGAUUUAAACCUUCGUGACCAGUCUGUACAGAAUUUGCAAACUAAGUAUAAAAUGUUCCCUUAUGUUGAGAAAAGACGAAGGAUUGAUGAAUUUGGCGAAGUGGUUAAGCAAGAAGAUUUUGUGAUCAUCAACGAACCGAUGAAUAACUUCGAAGCAGAAGCUUCACCAUCUGAUAGUACCGCUAUAGAUCCUACAGGAAAAAGGAAAUGGUCAGAAAUAAAUGAUGGAAUUCAUGGACAAAAUGAGGACGAAUUACAAGAAGAAAUUCCCUCAAAGAUUGUGGCCGAAGAUUUAAUGAUAAGGAUAUCAUGUCAAGUACAAUUCAUUGAUAUUGAAGGAUUGCACGACGGCCGUUCUUUAAAAACAAUUAUACCCCAAGUAAAUCCUCGGAAACUAGUGCUUAUUCAUGCUACAGAUGAAGAAAGGGAAGACAUGAAACGUACAUGUAGUGCUCUUAGUGCGUUUACUAAGGACGUUUACCUUCCGAAGUACGGAGAGGACAUCAAUGUUAGUAUAGACGUCAACGCCUUUAGUCUCAAGCUUUCAGAUGACUUGAUUCGAAAUCUGAUUUGGACAAAGGUAGGAAACUGUGAGGUUUCACAUAUGCUGGCAAAAAUUGAGAAGCCUUCGGAAUCAGAAAUCCAAGAUUCAGAAGCAAACGAAGAGGAUGCGAAACGGAACGAUGCCGAAAAGGAGGCAGAUCAUCUUCCUGUUCUUAACCCUGUGACAUUGCGGUCAGAUUUGGCUAGAGCGCCACGUGCUGCUCCUCUCCUAGUAGGAAACACCAAACUAGCUGAACUCCGCAAAGCACUUCUAGAUCAAGGAAUAUCCGCUGAGCUUAAGGGUGAAGGUGUUUUAUUAUGUGGUGGAGUCGUUGCUGUAAGAAAACUUAGCGGCGGUAAAAUCUCUAUUGAAGGAGGUUUAAGUAAUCAAUUUUUUGAAGUUAGAAAGAUGGUAUACAAAAUGUUGGCUAUCGUUUAA
Schizosaccharomyces osmophilus is the source of this 2376-nucleotide messenger RNA. It is a transcript of the gene cft2, whose product is annotated as mRNA cleavage and polyadenylation specificity factor complex. Gene Ontology annotation, molecular function: RNA binding. Gene Ontology annotation, biological process: mRNA 3'-end processing by stem-loop binding and cleavage. NCBI's taxonomy places the organism in Eukaryota, Fungi, Ascomycota, Schizosaccharomycetes, Schizosaccharomycetales, Schizosaccharomycetaceae. Gene Ontology annotation, cellular component: mRNA cleavage and polyadenylation specificity factor complex. Bases 1 to 2376 code for a protein of 791 amino acids. The transcript has 2 exons. The record is from RefSeq and is a predicted model, not a curated record.